CUUUGGGAAUAUCGCAUAUGCCCUCACUCCACCAACAAACUCAGCAACCAAACAAAAACGUCUCCAACUAUACAAUCGUUUUGCUCCGCAAGUCUUCUCCGAUCAACUCGGCUCUCUUGGCUGCUUCUUGCCCAGCGCUCCAGCCUGCUCUCUAGCCUCCUAGUUUCAUCUACCACAGGGUCAGGUUGCUCCGCUCGGAAUGGCCUCCCCAUCGACAGAAACCCCGCCUCUCCCGACCCUCCGAGACGUCAUCGGCCACGAUGACGACGACGACGACGGCUACGACGACCACUUCAUCGCAGAGGAGGAAGACGAAGAGGAGGACGAGGAGGAGUGGGACAUGAGCAAGCGCAUGUCGCGCCUGUCCAUGGAAGGUUCCGACGGCGGCGACGCCGACGUCGAGGACGGCGGCGGCGACGACGAGGGAGAGGAAGAAGAGGAGGAGGAGGACGAGUUCGAGGUGCGGUCGGACGUCAACGCUGCCGAUACGUACCGCCCGUGGCCUCAUCCGUACGACGAGCCGCGCGGGGCCCCGUCGUCGUCGGCGUCGCUCCCUGGCACGCCGGACCGCGGCGGCGCGCAUGCCGCCGCGCAGUCGUCGUCGCCGUUGUGGGCCGGGCCGAGCGCCAAGGACAAGGAGUACGCGAGCGAGACGGAGGCGCGGUGGCCGCCCGACGCCGACGGGCGCGGCGGGAGGCGGCAUCGUCAGCACCGGCGGGCGCGGGUGGCGCGGGAGGUGUGGCUGGAGCGCGCGUGGCGGAUGCGGAAGCAGCGGCGGCAGCUGCAGGAGGAGGUGCCCGUGGUCGUCCUCGGCGGCGGCGAAUCCCCGGCGAGCCGCGGCGGCGUGGCGAUGGACAUGGAGGAGGUCCGCGCGUGCCGGGACCUGGGCCUGGCUCUCCCCUGCGACUGGACCGUGGAGAUCCCCUGCUACGCGCUCUCCGGCGUCGACACCGCCAGCAGCGGCGGCAACUCGCCGGCCUCCGGCAGCUGGCGCAUCUCCAGCCCCGGGGACGAUCCCAAGGACGUGAAGGCGCGGCUCAAGGUGUGGGCGCAGGCGGUGGCGCUCGCGUCCGCCUCUCGUCUCGGUUCUUGACCGGCACCAAGAAGCAACCAGCGGCCGGCCGGCGAUCAAGACGGAUGCAAAAGCUCACCAUGCGUACACAUUCACAGGACAGAUUAUUAUUACCCGUCGUCUCGUCUCCAACAGUAUCAUAGUCUUCGCAUCUCGUCAGAAGAAAUGAAAAAAAAAUCAAGAAAAAAGAUUUGUCGUCAUUUGGGGCAGAACACCGUUGAUUCUGUUCCGCCACAGCGUACGUUUUUGUGUUCAACUGUAGAAAUGCGUCAUUAGGAAGUGUGUUCGUGUGGUCAUGGAUAGCUAGGAGCCUAGGAUCAGGGUUUCUUUCAGGAAAAAAAAAAAAGCAAAAGCAAACUGUAAGCUAGGAUUAGCAUGCAUAUGGUUUGGUGACUUGUAUAUGAAAAAAAAAAGAUUGGUGAGGGAGCUAGCCGUACGUGCACAGUGCGCACGGGUCGCUGGGUUGACAGUGUGACACGUGCAGCGCUGUGGACCGUGUGUGUGUUUUGAAUUCCAUGAUUGCUGUACGAGUAUAAAGGGAGUGCAGGUGAAUGAGAACACAGAGCUCUAGGAGAUUUUCCAUGGA
This is a messenger RNA of Sorghum bicolor (sorghum), 1658 nucleotides long. RefSeq names its product death domain-associated protein 6. Lineage: Eukaryota; Viridiplantae; Streptophyta; Magnoliopsida; Poales; Poaceae. The record is from RefSeq and is a predicted model, not a curated record. The coding region runs from base 200 to 1093 and encodes 297 amino acids. The transcript has 2 exons.